GGUCAGAGUGUGUGUGAUUUCCACCCCCCUUCUCCUCGUUACCAGAGGAGAGAGAAACGAGAGAGAGAGAGAGAAAGCGGGAGAGAGAGAGAGAGAGGGAGAGUCUCUUCCCCUUCCAUCUUCCUCCUCACCUUCUCGAUGCCCUACUUCUCUCAAUUUAUCCGGAAAUUCAGGGGGAAAUUUUCCGGGAAAACGAGGGCGGAAGAAGCCCUAAUUGCGUAGCCGCAGCACCACUUAGCGAUAGAUCGACACCGUCCGAUCUUUGCCACCGAUGGAGGAUUUUCCUGGACUCCUACAGCGGGAUUACGGAUUCAAGCCGCAGGGAAAAUCGGCGCCGAUGCUGUCGGCGAAACGGCCACCACCGCCGCCGCCGACGGCGAAAUCAGGCUGGAACACGUCUAAUUCCUUCCUUGACAACCACGACGAUAUCUUUGGCGGCCCUCCGACCAGUUCAGCUGCCGCUGGCAGGCCGGAUCCAGUCGCCUACGACGAUGUAUUCGGGGGGCUGAAGUCCUCGAGUACCGGUGCGUCGUCCGGAUUGGAUUCGGUGUUUCCAGGGUUGAAGGAUCCGCCGAGGUCUUCUUCCAUGCCGGUGUUCGACAAGCCGCUCUACGAUGACGAUAUCUUUGAGGGCGUACCAGGGUUGCGCAGCUCUGAGAAGAUCCAGUUUGACAACGUUUUCGGAUCGAUACCCUCAGGGGCGUCCAAGCCGUCGGCACCGGAAUACGACGAUCUUCUUGGGGAGUUGGGUGGAACUGGAAUAGGGUCGGAGGCGAAGAAAAAAAGCACGGGGCAGACAACGUCAUCAGGGCCUGCUUUCGACGAUCUGAUUCCGGGCUUCGGUGUCGCCGAUCCGCCUUCAAAAAAGAAUAGGGAACCUAAAGAGGCCAAACCCUUUGAGUCAUCUGCUUCUCAGAAGUCAACUCCCAGUGCAUCAGAUGACCCUUUUGUUAUCUUAGAAUCAAAUUCAACACCACCUCAGUCCUCAGGGCUAUUCACUGAUCCUCUUGAGCAUAUCAAUAUUCCCAGUAACUCGGGAAGCAUGAAGGACUCUUUGUCCGCUAAUGGCAGGUUUUUUCAUGAGAAUGAUGUAUUUGAUGGUUUUCCUAAAAGUGUGCCUGUAUUUUCUUCUGAGAAGGAGAAAAACUCAUCCACAACUGGACAACAAGGUGGUCCUGCACAGACUACUGCCAACAAAGUUCAGAGUGAUGAGAAAUUUGGAAAGAAAAUUUUUGAGAACAACAUACAGAAAGACCAUGGUAGCAAUUUCAGGGAUUUUCACCAAACUGUAUUUGAUGUCCCUGCUGGUUCAUCUGAUUCUCGUGAAACACAUAAUAAAAGUAGGAGCCGUUCUUCCCGUGUAAAUUUAGAAUCCUUUACACCAGAACCGGUUGUUUCUCCCAAGUCUGAUGAUAAUGUGGAAGCUGCUGAUGACAUAUGGCUUACAGUGGAUGAAAUUCCUCUUUUCACACAGCCUACAAAUGCACCACCACCUUCAAGGCCACCCCCAUCACUCCCUACCAAAAGAACUACAUCAAAAACUGAGAGGAGUGCUUCUUUUACUCCAGAAGCAAAAAGAAAGGACAAUGAAUAUUCAUCUUUCCCUGCAACUUCUCAGCAACAUUUCUCCCAGGGUGCUCCUGCUCCCACUCACAUUUCAAGCACAUCUCAAAUUGAUGAACUUGAAGAUUUUGCUAUGGGACGAAAUCGGACUUACACUGAUGGACCUGCGAAUGACAUGCCUACUGAAGAAGAUUUGGAGGCCACUUCUGCUGCAGCUUCAGCAGCUGCAAUGAAGGAAGCAAUGGAAAUGGCUGAAGCAAAGAUGAAGCAAGCCAAAGAAGCAAGAGAAAGAGAUGCAAGGGCUGCUAAAAGUAGAGAAUCUAUAAGACCAGAAAGAGAUGAGAAAGUUACUCUAGAGCGUGAAGAACAGGAGCAAUGGGAAAAGCUAGAGCGUGAAAGAGAACAAAGAGAGAAGGAAGAAAAAGAGAGGGAGAUGAAGAGACUUGAAAGAGAGAGAGAGCUUGAAAGAGAAAGGGAGAAGGCUGCAAGAAUAGCAGUGGAGAGAGCAACCAGAGAAGCUCGUGAGCGCGCAGCUGCUGAAGCGCGCCAGCGUGCUGAGAGAGCUGCUGUUGAAAAGGCAGCUGCUGAAGCGCGUGAACGAGCAGCUGUUGAAGCACGCGACCGAGCAGCGAGAGUUGCUGCUGAAGCACGUGAACGAUCAGCUGCAGAGGCCAGGGAACGUGCUGAGAGAGCUGCAUUUGAAAGGGCAGCUGCUGAAGCACGUGAAAGAGCAAGUGCAGAGGCUAGAGAACGAGCUGAAAGAGCAACUGCUGAGGCAAGGGAACGAGAAGCGAGGGAGAGGGCAGCAGCAGAAGCGAGGGAGAGGGCUGCUGUAGAAAGGGCUGCUGCUGAGGCUAGGCAGAGGGCUGAGAGAGCAGCUGUAGAGAGAGCUUAUGCUGAGGCCAGGGAAAGGGCUGCUGGGAGGGCUGCUGCUGCUGCCAGAGAGAAGCAGCAGCCAAAAACUGAACCUGACUUGGACUCCUUCUUUGGUAUGGGUUCUCGGCCUACCAGUGCACCAAAGCAGCGGACCCCUACUGUGGAGAGCUUUUUUGAUACUCAAUCUCAGAAGAGGGGAGCUUCAACAACACCAUCCACAGCAGCAACUACAAUGAGAAAAGCAUCAUCAACGACAAACAUAGCAGAUGACUGGACUUCCUUAUUUGGAGCCGCACCAUCUUCAGGAGAAUUUCAGGAGAUAGAUGGUGAAAGUGAAGAAAGGAGAAAAGCUAGAUUUGAACGACAUCAACGUACACUUGAGCGUGCUGCAAAAGCUCUGGCAGAGAAAAAUGAAAGAGACAUGCAAACUCAGAAGGAACAAGCAGAAAGACAUAUGAUUGCAGAAAAGCUGGAUCCUGAGAUUAAGCGAUGGGCUGCAGGAAAAGAAGGAAACUUACGUGCCUUGUUGUCAACAUUACAAUAUAUUCUUUGGCCUGAAAGUGGUUGGCAGCCAGUAUCGCUAACUGAUUUGAUUACUGCUGCUUCUGUGAAGAAAGUCUAUAGAAAGGCAACCUUGUGUGUUCACCCUGAUAAGGUUCAACAAAAGGGUGCAACUUCUCAGCAAAAGUAUAUUGCAGAGAAAGUCUUUGACCUGCUUAAGGAAGCAUCAAAUAAGUUCAAUUCAGAGGAGCUCUUUUGAAGUCAUUGAAUUGCUCAAGGAUUCAAGAUAUCAGCUUGGAAGCUUCACACCGUUUCCUGUGCGUGGGCAAUUGUCAUGGCCUGCAAUUUUAAGCACCAACUUUUUGGCCAUCACUAUGCGUGCUUGGUUUGUUGUCCUUCAUGCUGCCCAUGCCGUUCCUGCCACGGCUCAGAAUAAGAGUUCUUUUUUCUGAUGUAAAUGGUAAUGCCUGGGCAUCUUUUUGCAUAGAAAAAUUUGUGUAAGUUUAUGCUGCUGAUUCCUGUAGAUUAGCAAUGGUGGGUUUGGCACCAUUUCUGCAGCUUGUCCCACGUCCAAUGUCAUGUUCUACAUGCUGUCUGGUUUGUGGGUGUGUAGUAGGAUAGUAUUCAUUUUUUUUUCGACUGAUAUCUUUGAACCCUUCAAUGAAUGUCAUUAUAUUAUUGCUUUGCGAUGUAUCCUGAAUAGACAAAGUGCAAAUACGUGGUUACUUUUCUA
Molecule: messenger RNA, 3673 nt
Organism: Nymphaea colorata (pocket water lily)
Lineage: Eukaryota; Viridiplantae; Streptophyta; Magnoliopsida; Nymphaeales; Nymphaeaceae
Product: auxilin-related protein 1-like
Biological process (GO): clathrin coat disassembly; clathrin-dependent endocytosis
Cellular component (GO): cytoplasm; vesicle; intracellular membrane-bounded organelle
Molecular function (GO): clathrin binding
Source: RefSeq, a predicted model, not a curated record